UAGUCAAAGGUCCCUUGGGCUCAGCACCAGGUCAGUGUCAAGGUCUCUCCCAAGGACUCUGAGAUGAAAUCAGCGGAAAAGCCAAACCCAAGUCUCGGGCAGACCCUGGAGUGGCUGAGAAAAGAACUGGCUGACAUGCAGCUGCAGGACCAGCAGCUCCUACUUACACUCAGGCAGCUUCACAGUGCCCUGGAGGAGCUGCGAGCUGAGACCAUCCACUGGGAGGACGCCAGGUCCAGCAGAGGGAACUCUCCCAUCAGGGCUCGGACAGGCUCUGAAGGCAGGGGCUGCCAACCUGUCUCCUUGAGGCGGCUGGCACAGCUCCGAGCAGAAGAAAGCAGACGGAGUUCCCUCCCCUAA
Ochotona curzoniae (black-lipped pika) is the source of this 360-nucleotide messenger RNA. It is a transcript of the gene CUNH20orf202, whose product is annotated as chromosome unknown C20orf202 homolog. The transcript is spliced from 2 exons. The coding region runs from base 64 to 360 and encodes 98 amino acids. Lineage: Eukaryota; Metazoa; Chordata; Mammalia; Lagomorpha; Ochotonidae. The record is from RefSeq and is a predicted model, not a curated record.